Molecule: messenger RNA, 1984 nt
Organism: Prunus dulcis (almond)
Lineage: Eukaryota; Viridiplantae; Streptophyta; Magnoliopsida; Rosales; Rosaceae
Exons: 8
Coding region: 190-1869 (559 amino acids)
Biological process (GO): lipid metabolic process
Source: RefSeq, a predicted model, not a curated record
CUCUAUAUGGGCUGACCCAAUUUUCUUGAACCGGCCCAACCCACAUUAGUCUUAACCGGAAAAGACCAGAACCAACUGAUUCGACUACUUUCGUCUUGUGUUUCCGUACAAUGCGCCUCCACGGCCACCGCCUACGUCAACCGCCUUAAAAUCUCAUAGCCUCCUCCUCUCCAUCUCUUUCUCUCUGUUAUGGAAAUGGCUAAGAAUUACUCCAAGAAUCUGUUCAACCAUUUGUAUUUUAUGCAAAGAUUUCUGAAGAAAGAGCAAUUGUAUCAGAGGUUUAUAUAUAGCUAUGUGAAUCGGUUUCAAUCGCUACGCUCGAAAGUAGGCAAGGUAGAGCCAGAGGUACUCAAAGAAACGAAAACUGCUGCUCCUCCUCAAGCUCCUCUGAGGCCCAAACAUGAUGCCAUUAGCAACUACUCUAGUGACGACGAUGAUUUAAUCGAUAGUAAGUGGAAAGGGUUGGAGCUUGCUUGGCUCCCCAGAGCUCUCGAACCAGCUCUUCAACUGUGCAGGUGGGCUCUGCCAAGCUCAACAGUUCUGAAAAUUGCAGGAAAUGGAGUGGGAGAGAAACCCCCACCCAGCACUCGAUCAGUCUCGGAGAUCAUUGCAAGCAUCCAACGCAGCAAGACAGGAAUUCAGGAUUGGAGUUUGAGUGAUCUCACCAUUGGUUUGUUUCUUAUUUAUCUUCGACAAGCGUCUGUAAAUCCAUUUGAGGAUGUUAAUGGUGUUCAGGUCUCCUCAGAUUCAAUGGUACGAGAUCUCAUCUACCACUCUGAGUUAGCAAAGGGUUCUUAUAAGGAUACUACUGCAGCUCUUGCAAGGAACACCAUGCUUCGAGAAAGCAGUGUCUUGAAAUUUGUCAAAAAUUCCAGUGUGAUGAGGCCUGGAUAUUAUAUAGGGAUUGACCCUCGUAAAAAACUUGUGAUUUUAGGAAUCCGUGGUACUCAUACUGUAUAUGACCUUAUAACUGAUGUUGUUUCUUCAAGCGAUGGUGAAGUCACAUUUGAGGGUUAUUCAACCCACUUUGGCACUGCAGAAGCUGCUCGCUGGUUUCUUAGUCACGAGAUGGGAAAUAUAAGGAAGUGCUUGGAGAAAUAUGAGGGAUUUAAGUUUAGGCUGGUGGGUCAUUCGCUUGGAGGUGCUACAGCUGCUCUACUAGCAAUAAUGCUCCGUAAAAAGUCAGCUAAGGAGCUGGGGUUCAACCCAGAGAUUGUCUCUGCGGUGGGGUAUGCAACGCCACCUUGUGUCUCCAAAGAACUUGCUGAAAGCUGCUCCAGUUAUGUCACAACUGUUGUGAUGCAGGAUGAUAUUAUACCUAGGCUAAGUGUGGCAUCUCUAACGAGGUUGAGGAGUGAAAUUCUUCAAACCGAUUGGAUGAGUGUGGUUGAGAAGGAAGACUGGAGAAGUGUCAUAGAUUUGGUUACAAAUGCAAAGCAGGUUGUGUCUUCAGUGCAAGAUGUUGCUCGGAAACUCUCUGAUUAUGCAAAAUUUGGGAGCAGUAAAAAUGCUUCAGAUGGUCCUGUCAUAAAGAAAAUGCCUAUGGCUUCCAGGGUCCCUGUAAAUGACAGAGAAGUAAGAGAUAAUGCUGUUGCUAUUGAGAAUGGAGCUGCCUGUAAAGUGCCCGAGGAGUUAUUUGUACCCGGCACUGUUUACUACCUAAAGAGGAAUGUGGAUGCUCAAACAGGCAGCAGCAGCAGCAGGGAGUAUUUUACACUAUGGAAGAGGCAUCCAGGUGAACAUUUUCAGAGGAUUGUGCUCUCAAGCAACAUAAUAACAGACCACAGGUGUGUUAGCCAUUACUAUGCAUUAAGAGAUGUGCUCAAAGGUUUGCCCACCUCUGAUGAUGAAGGCAAACUUCAUAAUUGAUCAAAACAAAGUGCUCUUAUUUUUCAUCUGUAAAAAUGUAAGAUUUACUGUAACCAUCAUAAAUUUUGCAAUGUUUAAGGGAUUUAUCAAUUUUCAUCGAUCAAUAUUCCAUCCA